This is a messenger RNA of Aptenodytes forsteri (emperor penguin), 1035 nucleotides long. It is a transcript of the gene SIRAL1, whose product is annotated as family with sequence similarity 118 member B. NCBI's taxonomy places the organism in Eukaryota, Metazoa, Chordata, Aves, Sphenisciformes, Spheniscidae. The coding region runs from base 4 to 1035 and encodes 343 amino acids. The record is from RefSeq and is a predicted model, not a curated record. The transcript is spliced from 7 exons.
UGGAUGGCUUCUACGGUGAGCCUGGGUAAAGACACAUUGUUGGAAGAUGGAAUGCCACCUGCAAAAAAGCCCAGGAAGCUGUUGCCAAGCCUCAAAACCAAGAAGCCUCGGGAACUUGUUCUGGUGAUCGGGACGGGAAUCAGUGCAGCAGUUGCUCCCCAGGUCCCAGCGCUGAAGUCUUGGAAGGGGUUGAUCCAGGCCCUCCUGGAUGCUGCUAUUGACUUCGAUCUCCUGGAAGAUGAAGAGAGCAAACGGUUUCAGAAGUGUCUCCAUGAAGACAAGAACUUGGUCCACGUCGCCCACGACCUUAUCCAGAAGCUGUCUCCGCGCACAAGCAAUGUUCGCUCAACCUUUUUCAAAGACUGUUUAUACGAGGUGUUUGAUGACCUGGAAUCUAAAAUGGAAGAUUCUGGGAAGCAGCUGCUUCAGUCUGUGCUUCACUUAAUGGAAAACGGGGCACUUGUGUUAACCACAAACUUCGAUAACCUGCUGGAACUGUACGCAGCACACCAGGGGAAGCAUCUGGAGUCUCUUGACCUGACUGAUGAAAAGAAGGUGCUGGAGUGGGCGCAAGAGAAGAGGAAGCUCAGCGUCCUGCACAUCCACGGCGUUUACACCAACCCCAGUGGCAUAGUGCUCCACCCGGCCGGGUACCAGAACGUGCUGCGCAACACGGAGGUCAUGCGAGAGAUUCAGAAGCUGUAUGAAAAUAAGUCAUUCCUGUUCUUGGGCUGUGGUUGGACUGUUGAUGACACCACGUUUCAGGCCCUGUUUUUAGAGGCUGUGAAGCACAAGUCAGACCUGGAGCACUUCAUGCUCGUACGGAGGGGAGAUGUGGAUGAGUUUAAGAAGCUCCGUGAGAACAUGCUGGACAAAGGGAUUAAAGUGAUUUCCUACGGAGAUGAAUACGCGGACUUGCCCGAGUACUUUGAGAGGCUGACGAGCGAGAUCGCCAUGCGGGGUCGAACAGGUGUGCCUAAGGAGGGACAACAGCUGAACGGCUCUGCUGCUGCCCACGCCCAGAUAAAAGUUUAA